AUGGAUCAACCUCCGCCUCCGCCGCCGCAUGGCAACAUUCCCAGGCCGGCAAAUUCCAACCUACCCCCGGGCAAAUAUGAUAUAUUCAUCAUACCGCCGCACUCCUCGGGAUCCGGUUUCCUCUAUCUCCCUUCUCUGAAGCCGAACCUGAACAGUUUCGCCGCGGGAUUUGCUAGCGCUCUGGUUCUAGUCGUUUUAGGUCAGACCAUGGCACCGGUUUUUCAUGUGUGGUGGAGCAGCUUCCAAGGAAUGGGGAAUAUGGGCAUGGUGUUAUUGGUGAUCGCAGUCGGAGUCGGGGCAUGGUCUUUGGGGAGAACGCAACAAGGUGGUGGCCCGGCGUCGGGGAGAGGCAAUGGAAAUUCUUGGGGGUACGAUCCCGGAGCUGGAGGCUAUGCUAGUGGCCCAAAUCCCAACGCUGGACCACCCCCCAAUGACGAUACGCCUCCGCCUCCUCCGCCUCACGCUUCGCCACCACCGCCUCCUCGGCACGGACCCAAACCUGGGACUCCAGGUACAGAGCGGCCCAAGCAAUCGUGGCAACAGCAUGCGCAAGCCAACGAACCUAAGGAUGCGUCGCCAGGACCGCCACCAGAGCCUCGACGUCGACCGCCGCAGGAACCAUCGCGAGAGCCACCUCGAGAACCACCUCGAGAAUCUCCUCGAGAACCUCCGCGGGAACCGAAGCGAGAGCCGAAGCGAGAACCAAAGCGUGAGCCGAAACGACAACCAAAACCAGAGCAGCGACCUGAAUCACCUAGGGAACCCCGCCGCGAACCGCCCCGGGAGCCAUCUCCAGAGCCUGCGAAAGAGCCCCCACAGGAGCCUCCCAAGCCAAAACCCAGGCCAAAGCCCAAGGAAGCUCCUAGAGAGGUUCCUCAAGAGGCCCCUAAGGAAUUACCUAAGGAGGUUCAUAAGGAACAUAAGGAAUCUUCUAAGGCUUCUCCCAAGAAGCCAUCUAGAAAGCCCAAGGAGAUUCCUCCAGAAAUCCCUAUAGAGCCCCCUAAAGAGCUUCCCAAGGAACUUCCCAAGGAACUCCCCAAAGAACUUCCUAAAGAACUUCCUAAAGAACUUCCUAAGGAGACACCCAAGGAGACUCCUAAAGAAACCCCUAAAGAGGCCCCUAGAGAUCCACCCAAAGGCGCAUGGGAAAAAGCUAGAGAAGAGACACGGCGAAAAGAGGAAGAACGAAAAGCCAGGGAGGAGGAAUUAAAAGCGAAGGAAGCUGAAAGGCGCAAGAAGGAGGAGUUGGCCAGACGACUAAAGGAGCUACGCGAGAAGGAUGCUCGAGAGAAGGCCAGACGCCAACAAGAAUCGAAGGAAAAGCAGGAACGUGAGGCCCGCGAAAAGGAAGAGCGAGAAAGGGAGCAGCGCGAAAAAGAGCAGCAGGAGAAGGAGCGACGGGAAAAGGAGCAGAGAGAAGCCAGAAUACGGGAAGCUAGGGAGCGUAUAUUGCAUGAACGAUUGAACCAAGAGAGGGCGCUCCGAGAAAAGCUUGAGAGGGAAGUCAAGGAAAAGGAGGCAAUCCGAAUUAAGGAAGCAAUCGAAGCAACUAGGCUGAAGGCUAUAGCAGAGGCAGCUCAGCUGAGAGAGGAAGAGGCCGCGACGUUGAGAGCAAAGCUGAAAGAAGCGGAGGCUGCCGUGCAGAGAGAAGCCGAAGCUGCUGCUAAGCUGAGAGAAGCUGAGGCCGCCAAGCGAAAGGAAGAAGAGGCUGCCAGGGAAAGAGAAGCCGAAAGGCAGCGAGAAGCCGAGAGGCAAAGAGAGGUUGAGAGGCAAAGGGAGUUGGAGGCGGCUCGACAGAGGGAGGAAGCUACUAGGUUAAGAGAGGCAGAAGAAGCUAGGAUCAGGGAUAUUGAUGCUGCUCGGUUAAGAGAGGCCGAAAGUAGGAGAGGUGCCUACGCCUACUCGUCGGUCGGAGAGAAAACAAACCCUUGGCCGAACGGAAAACCGCCGGUUAGGUCUCCGUCUCCUGCUAGAUCAAGUCCCCCUAGGCCGAGCCCAAGUACUACGUCUAGUAAGCCUAGUGCUGCCUCUACCAAGCAACCGAAUCCAGCUCCUAGCACAACCAAGACUUCGAGCGGCGUUAACGAAGAAACUUACUCGUUUCGACCGUAUGACCAGCCUAAGAACCAUACUCGAAGGAGGUCGGGUGAGACAACCUUCACAGAGUCAUCGUAUGCUCCAUCCCAGUCAACAGCAAGGACAACGCCGCCACCUUCCGAACAUCCGCCUUAUCGAACCAACGACCCAGAUAAAAUCGUUAUCAAGGCUGUUUAUAGCUUCGUCAACCAAUUCUCCAAGACACCAGCUUCUCAACUCAUUAGUGGUAUGGGACCUGUCACGGACGGUUUGAUUCUUCGUAUCUCGUCUGCCGGUAUCUUCAUUGACGACGAUGUCCGCAACGAGCCGCAGCGAGAUUGGGACGUUAAGGCCUGGACGCUCAAAACGAUGGAGAUAUGGUGCCCAGCACAUUGCGUUGUCGAGUCUAACGUCACCCCCAAGGUAACGCCCAAGAGUCGUUUCCGAUCCUCAAUUCGUGGCGAUCCAAAAACCCUGACAGGUGAGGAUGCCGAAGCCUGUGUUAACGAGCUACUACAUUCUUGCGGGGACGUGUGUCGCCAUGCACCUCACGGAAGAUGGGACACUGGGUCGUCAAAUAUUAGUACGCGACGACGAGGUCUGCAUGUCCUGCGCGCCACAAUCCGAGAUCAAGACGGGAGGAGACACUUGUUUAUUGUUGACGAGGAUGAGGGCUGGAAGGUUGCGCAGGGCCUACGAAAGCUCUUCCAGGGUACCCAACACCGCCAGCUAGGUAUCCAGUGCAUGGCAAAGACAGAGGCUCAAGGCAUUCUCGACAUGUUCGGCUGGUGA
Daldinia childiae is the source of this 2868-nucleotide messenger RNA. RefSeq names its product Reticulocyte-binding protein 2 like protein a. The transcript has a single exon. The coding region runs from base 1 to 2868 and encodes 955 amino acids. Lineage: Eukaryota; Fungi; Ascomycota; Sordariomycetes; Xylariales; Hypoxylaceae. The record is from RefSeq and is a predicted model, not a curated record.